Molecule: messenger RNA, 2358 nt
Organism: Molossus molossus (Pallas's mastiff bat)
Lineage: Eukaryota; Metazoa; Chordata; Mammalia; Chiroptera; Molossidae
Gene: TBX19
Product: T-box transcription factor 19
Exons: 11
Coding region: 1-2358 (785 amino acids)
Biological process (GO): cell fate specification; positive regulation of DNA-templated transcription; regulation of transcription by RNA polymerase II
Cellular component (GO): nucleus
Molecular function (GO): DNA-binding transcription factor activity, RNA polymerase II-specific; RNA polymerase II cis-regulatory region sequence-specific DNA binding
Source: RefSeq, a predicted model, not a curated record
AUGGUCCUCAAUGUGCUGAUUAGACCUCUUCAGGCGUGUCCUGUUCUCGCCGGAGAGUCCGGACGGCGCGGGCAAGGCAGGGCGCGCUUCCCGGCCCACGUCCGUCUGCGAGGGCCCGUGGCCAUGAGCGAGCUGGGCGCGCAGAAGGCCGCGGAGGGCACCGUCUCUCGCCUGCUCAACGUGGUGGAAAGUGAGCUCCAGGCGGGGAGGGAGAAAGGCGACCCCACGGAGAAGCAGCUCCAGGUCGUCCUGGAAGACGCCCCUCUCUGGCAGAGGUUCAAGGAAGUCACCAACGAGAUGAUCGUGACCAAGAAUGGCAGACGGAUGUUCCCUGUUCUAAAGAUCAGUGUCACGGGGCUGGACCCCAACGCCAUGUACUCCCUCCUGCUGGACUUCGUCCCCACCGACCGGCACCGCUGGAAGUACGUCAACGGGGAAUGGGUGCCCGCGGGCAAGCCAGAGGUCUCCCGGCAUAGCUGCGUCUACAUCCACCCCGACUCCCCCAACUUCGGGGCUCACUGGAUGAAAGCGCCCAUUUCCUUCAGCAAAGUCAAGCUCACCAACAAGCUCAAUGGAGGUGGGCAGAUAAUGCUGAGCUCCCUGCACAAGUACGAGCCCCAGGUCCACAUCGUGCGCGUGGGGGGCGCCCACCGGAUGGUCAUGAACUGCUCCUUCCCGGAGACCCAGUUCAUAGCGGUGACCGCCUAUCAGAACGAGGAGAUAACAGCUCUCAAAAUCAAGCACAACCCCUUUGCCAAAGCCUUCCUGGAUGCCAAGGAGAGAAACCACCUGAAAGAUGUCCCGGAAGUGGUCUCCGAGAGCCAGCACGUGGCCUAUUCCCACCUGGGAGGCUGGAUCUUUUCCAGUCCGGACGGAGUGUGCACGGCAGGAAACGCCAGCUACCAGUACGCGGCCCCUUUGCCUCUGCCUGCCCCCCACACCCACCACGGCUGUGAGCGCUACCCUGGCCUCCGGGGACACCGCCAGUCCCCCUACCCUCCCGCUUACGUGCAUAGAAACCAUUCGCCCUCAGUGAACUGGAUAGAAAGUUCCAGCAACAACCUGCAAGUGUUCUCCGGAGCUGACAGCUGCACCGCCAUAGCCUCCGCCCCCCACGCCAGCAUCCUGUCGGUGCCCCACACCAGCGGCCCCAUCAACCCAGGGCCCAGCCCCUACCCGUGCCUGUGGACCAUCGGCAACAGCGGCGGGGGCCCUGCCGGGCCGGGCCCCGAGGUGCAUGCCGGGUCCCCAGGAGCGUUUCUCCUGGGCAACCCCGCUGUGACUUCGCCCCUCUCCACCCAGGCACCCUCUUCGGCGGGCAUGGAGGUUCUGGGGGAGCCCUCGCUGACCAGCAUCGCCGUGUCCACCUGGACGGCGGUGGCCUCGCAUCCCUUCGCGGGCUGGGGUGGCUCGGGCGGGGGUGCGCGCCAUUCUCCCUCCGCGCUGGACACCAAGGUCAUCGCUGCAGCCUGUGCCCCAGCCAAGGUCAUCGCCGUAGCCAGUGCCCCAGCCAAGGUCAUCGCUGUAGCCAGUGCCCCAGCCAAGGUCAUCGCCGUAGCCAGUGCCCCAGCCAAGGUCAUCGCCGUAGCCAGUGCCCCAGCCAAGGUCAUCGCCGCAGCCUGUGCCCCAGCCAAGGUCAUCGCCGUAGCCAGUGCCCCAGCCAAGGUCAUCGCCGUAGCCAGUGCCCCAGCCAAGGUCAUCGCCGUAGCCAGUGCCCCAGCCAAGGUCAUCGCCGUAGCCAGUGCCCCAGCCAAGGUCAUCGCCGUAGCCAGUGCCCCAGCCAAGGUCAUCGCCGUAGCCAGUGCCCCAGCCAAGGUCAUCACUGUAGCCAGUGCCCCAGCCAAGGUCAUCGCUGUAGCCAGUGCCCCAGCCAAGGUCAUUGCUGCAGCCUGUUCCUCAGCCAAGGUCAUCGCUGCAGCCAGUGUCCCAGCCAAGGUCAUUGCUGCAGCCUGUUCCUCAGCCAAGGUCAUCGCUGCAGCCAGUGUCCCAGCCAAGGUCAUUGCUGUAGCCUGUUCCUCAGCCAAGGUCAUUGCCGUAGCCAGUGCCCCAGCCAAGGUCACUGCUACAGCCUGUUCCUCAGCCAAGGUCACUGCUACAGCCUGUGCCCCAGCCAAGGUCAUUGCUGCAGCCUGUUCCUCAGCCAAGGUCAUUUCCGUAGCCAGUGCCCCAGCCAAGGUCACUGCUACAGCCUGUUCCUCAGCCAAGGUCACUGCUACAGCCUGUGCCCCAGCCAAGGUCAUUGCUGCAGCCUGUUCCUCAGCCAAGGUCAUUGCCGUAGCCAGUGUCCCAGCCAAGGUCAUUGCUGUAGCCAGUGCCCCAGCCAAGCCUGGUGCUCACCGGGUGCUGCUGAUUCCCUGA